CGUGUAAGUGGGUGUAGGUCGCCGCUUUAGCUCUUUGCAGUUCACUCUUGGCGUCCAGAGUGACGUACAAGUUAGGUGGUAGGUACAACGGAAAUUCCAAACAUAACUACUCUACCCAAGAAUUGAACCCGAUAAUUUGUAUUGCCUGAUUGAAUGCCAACACAUUCAUUAUAGUUUGUGUACCACAGUAGCCUUAAGGUAUUUGCAUCACCGCAACUGUUUAAUAACUCGAAUAAACAAAAGUUCAAGAAGAGUUAGUUAACAGCUGCGGCGGUCUCCGAGAAAUAAAACGGCUUCCUCUGCACUCAUCCAAGAAACCUAUCGCCAUCUCUACGUCACGCCGCAAAUGACCAAUCGGAAGUCUCCAUUAGUGCCUCGAUUGAUGUGAUCUACUGCCAACUAUUAGGUGCGAAAUAAUCCACUCGUCUGCUACUCUGAACGUCUUCGGACACUAUGUGAUUUGAAACAUUUGCACUAUUGUAAUUGUUGUAUUUUUCAUCGAAUAACCCUUUGAGGUACAAACCACUUAAAUGUACGUAAUUUUACUACAAUCCAUGCAGUUUUGGGUGCGAUAGUGUAAUUUGGCAGAGCCAAUAGCUUAUGCCAUCGCUGAGUGACAUCACGAAGCUAGUCGCUUAUUGGUCGGGCUUCUCUUACGCAUCGUGUAGGUCCAAUAGCUUAUGCCAUCGCUGAGUGACAUCACGAAGCUAGUCGCUUAUUGGUCGGGCUUGUCUUACGCAUCGUGUAGGUUGCCUUCUGGCAGAGCAUCAUUGCCCGGUCAGCUUCGGAGAAGGCUGUUCGUGAUUUUGUUCUGCUUAUGUCCCGUCCGCUUACAUAUUAUCCCAGUGUGUGGUGCUUCGCUUUAAUUGCACUUCUGUGAACAUACAGUGUGAGUGAUCCUUAUUCUACUUCAUUGGAAAUUGGUGAUCGUUGUUAGUUAGGCUAACCGCAAUCGUGAAUUACCUUAUAUAAUCUGUCUUUAGUGUCUUAUUUAUAUUCGUUGAUACUCAUGCUAUUGCUUGAACGGCUUGUAAUUAAUAGCAUACUUGAAGCAUAGUUCUUGGGAGCUGUAAAGAGAAUCUCACUACUUCACCUAAUCGUUGCUGACAGCGAUAUCUGGAUUUUAACAUCUUUAACUUUUUUCUGAAGUCCGUGUUGAAUCUUCACAUGUAAUUGUGCUAUUUUUGCUUGACCUGAGUUCGUGAGCUGAUUUACUUAACCAUCGCCUGAUCCAGUAAAUUGGUUUGAACAACAUUAUCAUUUAUUUUUUUAAUCUGUAUCAAACUAUACGGGACUUGCUCUCCAAGUUAAAAAGUGAGCUGAUGCAAAUCUAGUGUAUUUUUGAUAACAACACUCGUUUCCCUUCAUAUUGCAACAUGAAGGAGAAGGUUGAAAACGUUCCUGCCAACUACCCAAAUUCGCUGAGGCCAAACUCUAGUUACGCAUCAUCAGCUUCAUCCACGUCUUCUUAUGCGUCCACUCAUUCGUGUGCAUCUUCCGCUGCUUCUUCGUGCUCAGGCUCCGGUUCCGAGAAAUCUUCCUCAUUUUUGCACUCCAAUGAGGGUAGACUUUUAACAGAGGCGAAUCAGCCUUUCGAGUACCCUGCACAGCAAUACCACACUCUCAGACGAUAUCCUAGUGAGAGCUCCUCUCCUCCAAAUUCUCAAUCCUUCACCCCAGCUUACACACCUGCCACUGGCAGCACAGAUUAUGCUUCAAUUUCAAUCAAAUAUAAUACGUUGUCAAGGGCCACUCCGGCUAUACGAGGCCCUGGUGUCUUUAGAAACGCCCCGACGAUAAGCACGCCUGUACCAACAAACUUCAGACACAGCGUCAUCGACACAGCCGCUACACCAACGGCUCCUACGCCUAACUUUGGCGAACACGUUUCCAUGCGGCUGGGCUCGAGCUAUAGCAUAGCCAGAGUUAACCAUGACGUGGGAGGCGUCGCUGCCUUGAAUGGCGAUAGUGGCAUGCGAGGAGUGUCUUCUCUAGGUGAGGUGACAUCAUCGAAGCACCGGUCCCCUCACUACGCUUCUACGCCACAUCUCUUCGUGUUCCAGACUCCUGAUGAUGACGAGAGCGAAGAUAUUGAUGAUUCCAAUAUGUCUCAAAUCACGAAAUGCAACACUUUAAAGAACACCAGUACAACUGAACGUGUUGAAACGCAAAAUUUCUCCAAAACUCUUCCAAGGCCGACUGCUGCACAGCCAAGCAAUGAGCCAAUCUAUUCUUCUACUGUUGAUAUCAGGAAGGACGUCAGCCGACGAGAGGAGGCGGCUGCUGGUCGCAUCACCGAGCUGUACGAGGCUCCAAGGGCUCUAAGUGCAACACGCCGGUCGUCGUCCUGCAGUAUGAUCGACCAGGACAACUUCGCUGUGACUAACCAGGUGGUCGCUAGGAUAGAGACCUCCUUCAGGGGACACAAGACUCAAGUUUGGGUGUGCAGGACUAUGGCCAACCUCUACACUGAAGAAGGGGACGGCAAAAAUGCCAAGUGGAAUCUCAAGUUUACGGGUGUGCCAGUAAUUCUCCUGGACUUGGGCGAGACAAAGAGUAGGGCUAAGCGUCAGCUGCAGAUCAUUCUAGCUGAGAAAGAGAGUGGGUUUGAACUGUGGAAGGACGUUGUAGAUAAUUUGACUUCUUACAAAGUUCAAGAGCCUCACUUCCACACGAUGUUCUUGUCUUCUGACCACAGACGUAAAAUUGGUUUAUCGUAUAAUGAAGGCGAUGCUGCAAUGGCCUUCCAUAAACAGUUAGAAACUCUGACGUCUGAUCCGGAAAAUAUUUCAUUAUCUGCUCCUGGUAAGAAAAAGAAGCUCAAGAAUAAAGAAAAAUUGCCUAAGUACAAAGCUCCUCGCAAAAAUGAUAUCUCAAUGCCGUGCAACUUUCAUCACGUUACGUCGGUGGAUCCGGCUGACCGGAUUAGACUUUAUUCUCUCCAAAUAUGCAGCAAGAACCCGAAUAUCUUAUCACAAGAACCUAGCAGAACCUUGAGUCUUCCGGUCCAUGAGCAACCUGCACCCACAGCUGUGUAAAAUUAACUUGUUAUCCAAUAGUAUCUAUAUUUUCGUCAAUUAAAUUUAAUCAUUUCUCAUUCAGCGGCGCCAAUCUAUGUUUGAUUUUGUGGGCUGCAACUUGAAAUUUAAGUUUGCCAGUUAGAGGAGGAUCAAUACUCAUCUUAAAACUUUAUUUCGCAUAUGAAUUAUAAUAAUGCCUCAAAUUUCGGCUUGUAUCUCCAGAACAUUCGAAACGACAGGUCUAGCGGAGAGCGCUAACGACGUUGCGCCACCGACCUUUUGUCCCAAAUGAGGCAUGCCGAUUAUUUUUUUAUCGGCUGUUCUCUGGAAGUUCUUAUUGCGUAAUGAGAUGUUGAUUUAACUAGAUAUUAAUUAAUUGUAUUUAUGCAAGCACCUUGAGCAAAGGCUGUACUUAGCGAAUUUAUCAAACAUUAAUUGAGCUCAUUAAAUUUCGAAGUAUACGCAUCAUUCUAAUGAUGUUUGUGACGCUCGUACCGCGUGAAUGUCUUGACGCCCCAACAGUGCUGCACGAUGAGACAAGAAAACUUUAUAAUAUUGUUGAACUUUUUAUAAAUAAUUUAAAAUCGUUUUGGAGCAUUGCCGAUUGGACAGCUAACAUUAAUAUUUUAUUGUAAUAAUAGCCUAGCCGUUUGAUGAUUGCUCAUGAUUUCAUAGUUAUUCGUUCUAUACGGUAUAUGUGAUAGGUAGUUUGUUGAAUCAAAUGAGUGCCAAUGUACAUAAAUAUCGUUAUAAUGUUAUUGCUGCUAAAGUGCAUCGUGUACUGUUGGACUAGAGUGCUACUCCGUUCCUCCGUUUUCGUUGCCAAUUUUCAAGUUUUGUAGAUUUCUUUCACUGUUUUCUGUAUUAUGAAAUAGCCAACAGCUAAAUAGUAACUGAGGGCAAAACUGGAUAAACUUAUUACGAGACAUUUUAUAAAAUUAUUUAUUUCCGUAAUUAGAAUCUCAAAAUUUCGUGCGAAUUGCCAGCUAAGUCGUAAGCUGUACAACUUUAAAUUUGUACGAGUUAAAGGGCGGAAAAUACGCGCUUAUUCUGCAUCCGGCUACUGUUAUGAGAUAUUUUUGCAGUUUCAACUCUCAAGUUUGCUGGCAAAUAUUGUCCUCUUAAACAUAAUUUUAGAGUCUCGCUCUCUUAUUCAGAACAACAUUCAUUUUUUAGUGCAAAUAAGUUUGUAGGGGGAAAGGAAAGUAGCUGGUUUAAAUUAAGCAUCGGUUAAUGCGAUGUAUUUUAUUUUAAUCGUUCAUCACUAUCACAUUCACUGUUAUUCCAACUAUCACUAGUGAUUUCGUCAAAUUAUCACUAUUUCAUUCGGUAAGGAAGACAAACAUGCAUGAAGAAAUUCUCGAUGUUCUUGAUUUCAUGAAUUAUAUCAUGCAAUUUAUUGGCUGUCCAUACUUUGAAAAUGCAACAAAUAUUACAACUUUUUUCAUAUAUAUGUACCAUAAACUGGUAUGUUGGGGGGAUGCUUGCAACGAUGCUGUGUCACAUGCAAUUUGUUACGCGUAUAUACGUUGUUAUUGUUCAUAGCUGCAGCUUUUUCUUAGUGUAGUGUUACUCGGUAAUCUUUGUAAUAUUUAAUGAUUUAAGUGAUUAUAAAUGUGUCUUGAAGGUCGCUGGAACAUGAGGCAUGUAUCAAAAGGACGGUGUUUGAUAAGUGUUGGAUGAUCUCUAUCCGUAGCUAUAGAUAGCUGGUCUUCGAGAUACUUGAUAAGGUUAUAGUCUUCAAGUUAUUAUCUAUACAACGUUAAACCUUCGUAUUUGCUUGUUAUUUUAGCCAAGUAAAUUUGCUGCGAUGUACGUUGGUGCUUUUUUAGGUUCAUUUAUCUUAUAUUAGCCCAAUUCCAUUAAUUUAUACUCAAAUUUUAUACUUGGCUUUACGCUGUCAUCAUUGCUGCCUUUGUUUGUAUGCAUCUUAACCUAGCUUUUUAUCGUGUCUAUAAAUUUCUUUAAUCGUU
This is a messenger RNA of Hyalella azteca, 4993 nucleotides long. RefSeq lists its product as uncharacterized. Gene Ontology annotation, molecular function: DNA-binding transcription factor activity, RNA polymerase II-specific; RNA polymerase II cis-regulatory region sequence-specific DNA binding. Lineage: Eukaryota; Metazoa; Arthropoda; Malacostraca; Amphipoda; Hyalellidae. The transcript is spliced from 3 exons. The record is from RefSeq and is a predicted model, not a curated record. Gene Ontology annotation, biological process: regulation of transcription by RNA polymerase II. The coding region runs from base 1377 to 3038 and encodes 553 amino acids. Gene Ontology annotation, cellular component: nucleus.